GGAAUUACAUCACGGUAAAUGAACCUGUGAACCGGACGCGGCAUGAUGUUACGCGGAAGAGUCUUUACGGAAACGCACUUUUCCAUAUUUUUUUGCCGACAUUUUGCGACAUUUUUCUUGCAUUGAAAGUUUCUCGUAUGGGACUUGUGGCGCCUUAAGAUGAGCGAAACGGGCGACAGCGUGAGUCCGGCGGUGUCCGAGCCCGAACAGCCGAGUGUCCAUGAGGGGGAGCCUAAUUGGGCAGAGAGACCCGAGUACCCGCCAUCCAGCUAUGGAUCCAUGAAAAGUGAUGAAAACUGUGUCAGUGCCACAAUGUCCGAGGAGGACGAGCCUCCUGCUGCUGCCUCAAGUAGCGCAGGUGUACUGCAGUCACCGGAUCUUUCUGAAGAGGACGCUAAUGUGCUGAAUUCAACUACUGAGGAUGCCACCCUGGAGUUGCCACAUAUAUUUAAGUCAAUCCAAAAUACUCUGAAUAGUCUCAGUGAGAUGAAGUUGCUUCUGUUCAAGAUGUGUCUGAUCAAGCACCAUGCUGAGUAUUUUGAGGGUCAGCUGGACAAAAAUGCUGAUAUCCUGGACAUUGUGGACAAGAUGCUGGAACGCUGCGGAAAAGGGGGUGCACUGAGUAUAACCCUGCGUGUUCUCCAUGACAUCAAAAUGCGUGACUUGGCUGAGGAACUGGAGAAGAGCUGCAGACGAUUGAGGCUCCAGCAUGACCUGAAAACGUGUCUGAAGAGACGCUAUGAGUGCAUAUUUGAAGGAAUAGCAAGACAAGGAACCCAAAGCUUUCUGAACUACAUCUACACUGACGUGCAGAUGAUUGCUGAUGGGAAUGCAGUGAACAGGGAACAUGAAGUGAGGCAAGCUGAGGCUGGCCUGAGACCGGUCCGACAAGGCACUGCGAUCCCGUGCAGUGACAUCUUCAGGUCCAUGCCUGGCCAUUAUAAGCCUGUGAGAAACGUCCUUACAACUGGUAUUGCAGGUAUUGGUUUGACAGUCUGUGUGCAGAAGUACAUUCUUGACUGGACAGAAGAAAAACCUAACCAGGAUAUUCACUUUGUUUUCCCUGUUCCAUUUCGGGAGCUAAAUUUAAUUAAGGAAGAUCGCAUCAGUAUGAGGGAUCUUAUUUGCAUCUUCUUUCCGGAAAUGAAAGAAAUGGAUUUCAUAGAGAAGAAGGACUGCAGGGUCCUUUUCAUUCUCGAUGGCUUGGAUGUCUGUAAGCGGCCUCUUCAUUUCCAGGACAAUGACAAAGUGACUGACAUACAACAGAAGACAACAAUACAGGUGUUGCUCACAAACCUUAUCCAGGGGAAUCUGCUGCCCUCUGCCCACGUGUGGAUAACUUCCCGGUCUGCAGCAGCCAACUUGAUCCCUUCUGCGUGUGUCCAUCGCUAUACGGAGCUGUGUGGGUUUAAUGACGAUCAGAAGAAGGCUUACUUCAUGCAGAAAUUCAAAGACCCGCAGCAGAUCUUUCAAGUUCUCUCACGUGUGACCUCAGCGAGGACCUUGCAUAUCAUGUGCCAUAUACCAGUGUUCUGCUGGAUUGUGGCCACUGUUUUCGAGCGGAAGUUCGCUGACCCCGACAGAACAGUAAUCACAACACUCACUCAGUUUUAUACACAUUACCUGGUUCUCCAGUUGCACAUGAAGAAUCAGAAGUAUUAUGGGAUGAAGACAGGUUUGCAACAGUGGCAGGACACAGACCCAGAUUUUGUUCUUAAAGUGGCUAAGUUCGCCUUUGAACAACUAGAGAAAGAUAGAUUCAGCUUUCAUGAGGUGGACUUGAGAGAAUUUGGCUUGGCCAGGAGGGAUGUGGUGCUGCACUCUGGGCUCUGCACAGAAAUAUAUAAACAGGAGUCGUGUCAGGAGCGGGAAUUCUGCUUUGUUCACCAGAGCUUGCAGGAGUACCUUGCAGCACUCCAUGUGCACUACACAUUUUUAAACCGUAACCAGAAUGUCCUUGGCCAGCCUUUGAUGAACACCUUCUCAAAGAUCUUUAAAUCAGCACCCAUGUGUGACUUGUACAAGACUGCAAUAGAGAGAGCCAUGCAGAGUGAGAAUGGACAGCUAGAUCUUUUCCUGCGGUUCCUUUUUGGCCUCUCGGAACACUCCACGCAGGAGAUCCUAAGGGGCCUCCUGAAGCGCAUGGAAGUUGCUCCACAGGUUCCUGAAGAAAUGAUCAAUUACAUUAAAAAGCUGAUCAGUGAGAAUAGCAAGCCAGAGCGAUGUGGAAAUCUGGCUCACUGUCUGCUUGAACUGGAGCAAAACUGAUGUGACGCUAAAGCACUAUGACUUCAUAAUGCUCUUAUUAUCCACUAAUAGCAUAACAUACAAACAGAAAACGCAUGGCAAUUUACUAUCACUACAGCAAAUAAAUUGAUUAUAAUAAAAAUUAUGUGACACUUUCAGGCUUUCAUACAAGACAUCUUACUGCAAGUCUGUUUGAUUGCAUUGUAAACCUAACAUUAGCUAUCUUAUUUGCAAAGUAAUAAAUAAUGUUACAUGCAUGUAUAUGUGCAGACUUGUCUUGAAUUGAAAAUGUCACACCAGCCAGCUGACCAAAGUUGGCAACCCUUGGACAGAUUUAUUUUUGUAUGUUCUUUUAGUGUUAGAAAGUGUAUGGUAAAGGGGGAGCGUGCUAACUGUAAAUGGUGUAUAAAACUAGAAUGUGUAGAGUGAUUUCGGAUUAGGAAUGCAGAUUAUGUACAGAGUGAAGAACAGCGCGUUAUCCCUCCGAGGCAAUAGAUGGCGGUAGUGCGCCGAAUCUGUGUUACAAUUAUUCUACUUCGAAAGGAAGACAGUAUGUAUGCGGCUAGUAUGAAGAUUUGAUGCCAUUAUUACUCUAUCAAAUAGCCUGAGAAUCAUCUUGGGUGAGUUUGAAGGAGUUGUGUGAAAAAGGUUUUGGUUAUUUGUAUUCUGGUAAAACAAAAACAUAUUAAAUAUUAUCCAUUUUUA
Molecule: messenger RNA, 2952 nt
Organism: Brienomyrus brachyistius
Lineage: Eukaryota; Metazoa; Chordata; Actinopteri; Osteoglossiformes; Mormyridae
Gene: nlrc3l
Product: NLR family, CARD domain containing 3-like
Exons: 6
Coding region: 160-2268 (702 amino acids)
Source: RefSeq, a predicted model, not a curated record